AUGCCAAAGCACCGCGAUACCAUUGAGACCAAGAGCAAGGAUCUCAAUAACUGCCAGGAGAAGAAUCAGGAAAGGCCUUUGCCCAUCCACGAACUUGCUGUUGAGGCUGUUGCUAAUAGGAAAUUUGAGGAACUCUCCAUGCUUCUUAAAGUUCUGGGUAAUGCUGGCCAUCCUGCUAGCAUUAAACCAAUCACAAAGCUCCGCCGUGUUUGGAACUGCAGCUGCUGCUCUGCCCUGAGAGUCCAGGCUGAUGCAGUCUUGGCCCUGAGGAACAUUGCUAAGAGGGAGCCUAGAAUGGUCCAGGAAGUUGCUGUGCAGUUGUUCAUGGACAAGGCUCUCCACCCAGAGCUCCGCAUGCUUGCCUGCAUUGUUCUGUUUGAGCACACCCCAAUGGGCCUGGUGAUUACUUUAGCUAACAUUCUGAAAACAGAGGAAAAUCUGCAGGUGGCUAGCUUCACCUCUUACAUGAAGUCCCUGACCAGGAGCACUGUCCCUGACUUUGCCUCAGUUGCUGCUGCCUGCAAUGUUGCUGUCAAGAUGCUCAGCAACAAAUUUAGAAGAUUGAUGCACUUCAGUAAAGCCCUCCACCUGGAUGCCUAUAGCAGUCCCCAGAGGAUUGGUGCUGCUGCCAGUGCUUUCUACAUCAACGAUGCUGCCACCAUUUUCCCCAGAACCGUCGUGGGAAAAGCUCGCACCUUUGCUGGAGCAGCUGCUGAUGUUCUUGAGGUUGGAGUGAGAACUGGGGAAUCCAGGAGGCUCUUCUGAAAAUCCCAUAGUCCUGAAAAUGUUGACAGGAUCACCAAGAUGAAGCGUGUCAUUAAGGCUCUGUCUGACUGGAGGUCCCUAACCACAAGCAAGCCCCUAGCCUCCAUAUAUGUGAAGUUCUUUGGACAGGAAAUUGCCUUUGCCAACAUCGACAAGUCCUUCAUCGAUCAGGCACUUCAGCUUGCCAACAGUCCUUCUGCACACGCUUUGGGAAAAAAGGCCUUGAAGGCACUGUUGGCUGGAGCAACUUUCCAGUGUGCUAAGCCCCUGCUGGCUGCAGAGGUGCGUCGCAUCUUCCCCACCGUUCUUGGUUUGCCCAUGGAGCUCAGUUUCUACACUGCUGCUGUCGCUAAAGCAGACCUCAAUGUCCGUGCCACUCAACCUGCUCUGCCUGAAACCUUCCAUGUUGCCCAGUUAUUGAAAACAAACAUUCAGCUACAUGCCGAAGUUAGACCAAGCAUUGUCAUGCAUACAUUUGCUGUGAUGGGAGUGAACACUGCAUUCAUCCAGGCUGCUAUUGCAAGAGCUAAGGUCCACACAAUUGUCCCUGCAAAAUUGUCAGCAGAGCUUGACAUCGCUCAUGGCAACUUCAAGAUUGAAGCUUUACCUGUUUCCGCUCCUGAGUAUAUUGUUGCCACACACAUUGAGAUUGCUGUGGCAAGAAAUGUGGAGGAUGUCCCAGCUGAGAGAAUAACUCCCAUGAUUCCUGCCCAAGGAGUAGCAAGAAGCGCACAGCAGUCCAGGGAGAAGUUUACAUCUAUGAUUGCAGCCUCUGCUGCCUCUUUUGCUGGAAGUUUGUCAAGAUCUUCCGAGAUCAUCUAUUCUGAUUCGCCAUCCAAGUUCAAGCCCAUCACACGGAUUGAGGAGACAAUCUGUGUCGAAAGGCUUGGAGUCAAUGCAUGCUUUGAAUGUUCUGAGAAUGCUGCCUUCAUCAGAAACACUCUUUUCUACAAAAUGAUUGGAAAGCAUUCAGUCCUUAUUCUGCGAAACCAUUUCCCGCUCAGCAGCAGCUCUUCCAGCUCCUCAGCAGCUCCUCAGCGCUGCCUCUCCAAGCCUUACGGCCCCAACGACGACAACCCCAACGACCGCAAAUUCAACAGGUAUCACAAGGACUCUCAAGCCACCUCCAAUAUAAUCUCCAGAAGCAAGAGCAGUGCCUCUAGCUUCCAUGCCAUCUACAAGCAGGCCAAAUUCCUUGGCAAUACUCUCGCCCCUAAGGUGACCAUCCUCUUCCGUUUAGUGAGAGCUGACAAUAAGAAUGAGGGAUACCAGGUUACUGCUUACUUGAACAAAGCUACUUCCAGACUGCAGAUCAUUCUGGCUGCCUUAGAGAACGACAACUGGAAACUGUGUGCUGAUGGUGUUCUGCUCAGCACCAAAGUCACUGCCAAGAUUGCUUGGGGUGCAGAGUGCAAGGAAUAUAACACCUUUAUCACUGCUGAGACUGGUCUUGUUGGUCCAAGCCCUGCAGUUCGUCUGAGGUUGUCUUGGGACAGACUCCCCAAGGUUCCCAAGGCUGUUUGGCACUAUGUUAGGAUMRUGUCUGAAUACAUCCCUGCGUACAUCCCAUCUUACCUGGCUGAAUUGGUUCCAAUGCAAAAAAACAAAAAUAGUGASAAACAGAUUCAAUURACWAUGAUUGCAACAUCUAAAACGACCCUGGAUGUCAUUCUGAAAGCACCCAAGAUGACACUGUAUACACUGGGUGUGACCCUCCCCUGUUCUCUGCCCAUUGGGUCUGUGACUGAUCUUACUCCCUUUGAUGACAACAUUGUUAACAAAAUCCACUACUUGUUUUCUGAAGUCAACGCAGUUCAAUGUAGCAUGGUCAAAGACACAUUGACCACAUUUAACAACAGGAAGUACAAGACCAAGAUGCCUCUCUCUUGCUAUCAAGUUUUGGCUCAGGAUUGCACCAUAGAGCUCAAAUUCAUGGUUCUGCUGAAGAAGGAUCACGCAUCUGAACAAAACCACAUCAAUGUGAAAAUCUCUGACAUUGAUAUCGACCUGUACACUGAGGACAAUGAUGUACUAGUGAAGGUCAAUGGAAUGGAAAUUUCCAACGACAACCUCCCAUACCAGGACCMCUCAGGUUCUAUCAAGAUCAAACGGAAGGGUGAAGGCGUGUCUCUCUAUGCCCCAAGCCACGGUCUCCAAGAAGUCUACUUUGAUAAGGAGUCAUGGAAGAUUAAAGUUGUGGACUGGAUGAAGGGACAGACCUGUGGACUCUGUGGAAGGGCUGAUGGCGAAGACAGACAGGAGUACCGUACACCCAGUGGCCGC
Messenger RNA from Salvelinus sp. IW2-2015, 3048 nucleotides. The record is from RefSeq and is a predicted model, not a curated record. Lineage: Eukaryota; Metazoa; Chordata; Actinopteri; Salmoniformes; Salmonidae.